Messenger RNA from Hydractinia symbiolongicarpus, 3979 nucleotides. RefSeq names its product testis-expressed protein 2-like. The coding region runs from base 614 to 3631 and encodes 1005 amino acids. The transcript has 6 exons. Gene Ontology annotation, molecular function: lipid binding. Lineage: Eukaryota; Metazoa; Cnidaria; Hydrozoa; Anthoathecata; Hydractiniidae. The record is from RefSeq and is a predicted model, not a curated record. Gene Ontology annotation, cellular component: endoplasmic reticulum.
UUUAUUGCCUUUUAGAUAUGAGAGAUCAAAAAGACAAAAAAAACUAGGGACGAGGGUGGGCCUAAAGUUAAACCGCCAUAGUGGGCUAGAUUUGAUUUAAUAUCAAAAUUUUGCAGAUGCUUACGAUGCAAUAACAAAUUAAAAUGCGCAAAAGAUGAUGGUUUCUCCUUUACGUGCAAGAGCUCGCAAUAACCUUGAUGCACUCAGUGCUUUCUUAAAAAGGGCGACUCCAGAGUAGUACAUAACAAGUAAAUGCUAGAUCUAGGUAGGUAGGUAGGUAGGUAGAUGUGCAAAUUUUACAUGGCUAGCCUCACAAAUAUCGAGGGCCAUGGCUUAGAUGGAGAGUCCUAGAGUAUUUAAUGCUCUUUUUGAGCUACGCAGACCCAAUUAGGGCCCGCGCUCUACUAGACAACUCCCGGCAACAUCCAACGGCCCAUACAAGGCCGAGGGCUCCAGAGUGCAACUAUGUCCAAGGGACCGUGUUUUUGUUAUCCUAGGAUAUGCAACCGGUAACCGACCAGUACAAAACAAACAAGAACGAGCGACAAGAUUUCACUUUCUUGCUUUGCUUUUGUUUUUCUUAGUUUUUGAGAAGCAAUUACAAUAAAGAAAGAUGUCUGUAUCAAUGAAAGAUCUACAAUCCUCCUCAGAUGAAGAAGAAGAGUUGGACUACCUUUACAAGCUGUCAAAAAAUGAAACACAAACAAAAAAAGAAGAAGAAUCAAAGCGAAGAUUGCUGCCAUCAUGUUUGCCUAAAAGCAACACUUUCGAUGUUGCAGUAACAAAUAAAAAAAAUGAGAAUGAAAAAAGUGACGAUACUAAAAAAUCAUGGCUGAAAGAACAGGUGUCAGAUUCAAUCAAAAGGAUUUCUACUAGAAUAACACCAACACCAUCUUUAGAUAGCUCUAUGAAUGAUUCCUUCGAUGAAAGUAUACCUGCUGGAGGCAUUUCGAAAACUGUAUCGGAGAGUGAUAUUAAAUCAAAGUUUGAUGCUCUGGAUGGCAAGGAAAAUAUAACAAAAAGACAAUGGUUUAAAGGAAGCUUAAAUAGUUACAUUUCGAAAUCUAAAAACUAUUACUACAAUCGUGGGAGUACCCCAUUAGCAAGUAGCGAGACUUCAUUGAACUGUUCCUUAGACACAUCUACUGAAAAUAACGAAACAAUAAAAUCAGCUAGCAGUAGUGAAAGUUUGAAUAAUUUAUUUUUAUCUAGUUCGCCUAAAUUUUCUGUUGAACAUGACAUUGGAAGGACUUCUCCUAGCGGGUUGCAGAUACAUGAUAGUACGUUAAAGUUAUCCUCUUUAUCUGCAGAGGCAAGUCAUUUGCCUCUUUUUAAGAAAGAAAAACCAUCUUUAACAAUUAAAAAUACAUACUCUAAACAAACACAGCAUUCAAGUCAAAUAGCUUCUAGACAAGACCAACCCAAGGGAAAUAUUAAUUCCAAUUUAAUUACUUCAAAAUUGACAUUUUCGGAACUACUCCAUUCAAAUUCUAAUCCAUCCUCUCCAACAAAAAGUGCCGAGACUGUUGACAUGUGUAAGGUGGCAGAACCUGCGACAACACCAUCGAAUGAAGAUUUUACGGAUAUAGAAAUUGAUAUUUUAACUGAUAAUAUUGUGAAGGAAGAUUUAAAGUAUCACUUACGACCAAACAGUGGUUCAUCAGUGACUUUUUUCCAUCUUUGGGUCUCUUCCCUUUUUAUGUAUAGUUAUUUCAUGCAUAGUUUUCCGAUAUUUCUUUCUGGUGCUGUUGCAGGAGCUAUAGUGACUUAUCUGGUGGGUUGUCUAACAGUUUGGUUACUUUGCCCGUCAGCAGAAUCGUAUGAUCAGUAUCGUAGUGAUCUGAAAAGAUUUUUAAUCGAUGAUGCCAAAACAAGUAGUCAACCUCAUGUUAUUAAAGACUUGCCAAAGCCAGAAGUACUGCAGAAACCAAGGGAUCUAAAGGGAUGGAUCAAUCUCGCCUAUGUUUAUAAUAACACAUAUGAAAAAGAACUGGUCAAAGAGGUUUUUGUUGUGGUACAUGAGGACACCAUGUUUAUUUUUUUAACUAAAAAGAAAAUCGAAGAAACUGCACCAAAUACUAAAAUAAAGAAAACCUUGAAAAAUCGACCAAAGAAACAGAUGUCCAUACAAGACACCGAGGAGGAGCAUGUUAUUACCUUUAAAUAUGAAUAUCGUAUUGAUUUACAAAAAUGUUCGCUCCAUCUUACGCCUGACGAUUUACCAAUUAGACGUAUCUGGAAUAAGAAAUAUCCAUUAUUGUUGACCAUUCCAGGUAAAGCGUUGAAAAAGAGAGAAAUUACAUUACGUUUUGAGCAGCUUACGUUAGAUUUAAAUGAUAUUAUUAAUGGGAUGAUGGAUGAUAACUUUGUAAGUGAAAAUUUUUCUUCAAGCAAUGCAACGGAGGAGUUCUUUUUGUUUGGAAACACUGGAAGAGAAAAAGAGGAUUGGUUUUACAGAAUGCAAUUGUGUAUAGCGCCAUUGAAACAUCAAGUCUCCUUCGCAGAUCUUCGUAAGCAGCGCAUAUCAAACAAACCUUCCAACUCUUAUUCGCACUACAUUACCGAAUUAAUCACAGAAAGUGAGAAGGUGAUGCAACGUAAUGCUAAGGGAAAAAAGAUGGAGCCCUAUUUGGCAUGGUUGAAUAUAUUUCUGGGGCGUGCGUUUUGGGAUUUCUGGCAUGAUAAAUACUGGACUGAUAAGCUGCACCAAAAAAUUCAAAGCCGUUUAAGCAAGAUUAACACUCCCCCUUUUAUAAAAGAUAUCAAACUAAAAGAUUUGAAUUGUGGUCAUAAUAUCCCCAUCAUUCAUAAAGGCUCACUUCCUGUACUUGAUGAGUAUGGAGUGUGGACAGACCUUCAAAUUACAUAUAAGGGUUACUUUACACUAACGUUAGAAACUCAACUAAAUGUAGAUUACUAUGUUGGUCUUGUGUCAGGUAUUGUGAAGCAAAAGUCUGGUAACGACUCACAGUUAUCAAAAAUGACGAAGCUGUCUGAUUUACAUGCAGAUACUAGUUGUGAGGAUAUAGAUACUGAUAAAGAAGGCCAGAAAGAGGCUGCAGUCAGUGAUUUGGAUUACGAAGACGAUAACUUUCACGACGAAAUACCUGAUGUUUAUUUCGAUACUAACGAUACUACCGAUGGCAAGAUAGAAGAUGAUGCUGACCCUGUCAUGUCGGAUCCUAGGACAAAGGCCUUUUUAGAAAGUCGUGCUGGUAAAAAAGUUGUAGGUUUGGUUGGCUGGCUCGCUAAGUCAAAGUUGGCGAAAAAAGUAGCCGAAACGGAUUUCGCAAAAAAAGCUUACGAGAAAGCCUAUGAGAAAUUUCGUAAAAUGCCAAUCAUUUUAAAAGUAGAAAUACAAAGUGUGAAAGGAAAUUUAGCUGUGAAUAUCCCGCCUCCACCCACGAACAGACUGUGGUAUGGCUUUCGAAAUAACCCAGUUAUCUUUAUCACUGCAUCUCCAAAAGUUGGAGAUAAGCAAGUCCGCUUGAAUUAUUUAACUAGUUGGAUCGAGAAAAAACUAAAAGAAGAGUUUAAGAAAUAUUUAGUUUUACCUAGCAUGCAAGACAUUUCAAUAAAACUGAUGGAUUCUCAGUUGCAAGAUUUGUAUCCAGACAGACCGAUGUCGUAAACGAUGAACUCUGUAAAGAUGGUCGCCCUCCUACUUUUCUGCCAUUUUUUUCGUGAUAAACCUCUUGAUCGAGUAUUUUUAGUUUGAUUUAUAGAUUUUUUUUUCACUCUUAACGUUUCGUAGCUAUGCCGUGGUUGCUAUUUAGUUAAAAAUCUACACGUUUUCCUCGUUGAUUACUUUUACUUGCUAUGCACCAGACCGGGCUGGUCCCGUCUUUAUAAAGCAAGUUAGACCUUGGAGGAGACUGAGGAAUAAUUUUUAAAUUUCAACAGUAAAUGUAGAUGAAAUAACUAAAUGUCUAACUAGAAUGAACUUUAAAAACAAAAAAAUAUAUUCUAUAGCUGCUGA